Messenger RNA from Talaromyces stipitatus ATCC 10500, 4189 nucleotides. RefSeq names its product copper resistance-associated P-type ATPase, putative. The coding region runs from base 1 to 3942 and encodes 1313 amino acids. The record is from RefSeq and is a predicted model, not a curated record. Gene Ontology annotation, biological process: monoatomic cation transport; copper ion homeostasis. Gene Ontology annotation, cellular component: membrane. The transcript is spliced from 2 exons. Gene Ontology annotation, molecular function: ATP hydrolysis activity; P-type divalent copper transporter activity; copper ion binding. Lineage: Eukaryota; Fungi; Ascomycota; Eurotiomycetes; Eurotiales; Trichocomaceae.
AUGGCGUCCAAAUCAGCAACAGGACUCAUCACAGUCCUCCUAGCAACAAACAUCCAUUGCGCAUCAUGCGUCGCUCUCGUAAAAGAGGUACUCACCUUCUACGAAUCCAUCACAAGCGUCGAUGUCUCCGUUCUUCAACAACAAGUCCGGAUCCAGCAUGGUCCUGGAAUCAGUGCAUCAGACCUAGCAAGGACGCUCAUCGACGCAGCUUUUGAGGUACAGAUUGCAACGACUCAGGAUGAAGCCACGGGACAGGUUCUGGAGUCUAUCGAUACUUCUUCUUGGGGCUCGUCGCCGCCCGUCUUACGAUCUCCUCUUUUAUCCCCUAAUAACUGCAAGGCUUGCCAGACUGAACGGCAGUAUGCGCUUUAUGAAGCUGAGAAGUCACCUCCAAAGUACGACAGGACUUGGAUGGAGAAGUUGGUGACAACAUCGAAGAGACCUCCAGAGGAUACUGAGAAACAACCGCCUCUGGAGUCUGUGCAGGUUACGCAACCACACCCGCCGGAUGUGUUCCAGGCUCGUAUCAGCAUAUCUGGAAUGACAUGCGGUGCAUGUGCUAAUUCGGUUACUGAGAUGGUACAGCAACUAGGAUUUGUCAAGGACGUAUCCGUUACAUUAUUAACGAACAGCGCUGUUGUGACUUUUACCGGCCCACGAGAGAACAUUGACAAGAUCAUUGACGAAGUAGAGUCUACCGGGUUUGAUGCCGCAGUCGAUACGUUAGAGAAUGUUGCCGGGUCAGCGGAGGGCCAAGCAGUGCCCAUUUAUGAGGCUCAGUUUGGCAUUGGCGGAAUGACUUGUGCUUCUUGCGUGAAUGCUGUUACUCAUCAUGUCAAGCAGCUGGAUAAUGUGAAAGAUGUGACCGUCAGCUUAUUGACAAACAGCGCUACGGUUGUGUUCUCAGGAGAUCAGUCAUAUAGCAAGACAAUAUGUGAUGAGAUCGAGGCUAUCGGAUACGACGCUUCGUUGAUCGAAGUCGUGCAACAGAAUAACUCAGCCUCUGAUCGUCCCAUGUCUGAUAAAUACAUAGCGAAUAUCAGCAUUAACGGCAUGAGCUGUGGUGCAUGUGUCGGAAAAGUCACGCAAGCCGUUCAGGGCCUCUCAUACGUUAAAGAUGUUGCGGUUGACUUGCUCUCGUCUAGCGCGAGGGUUGAAUUUGAGGGCAGGGACAACGUGCAAAAUAUACUGAAUGAGAUUGAAGACAUUGGCUACGAAGCUACGCUCAUUGAUUGCAAAUCGGCCAAAGAAGAACUCGCCUCAAAAUCAACGGAACGAACAGUAAUGAUCCGAGUUGACGGGAUGUUUUGUCACCACUGCCCUGAGAAGGUACUAUUGUCGCUUAAAGAUCUAGAUGAUAGCAUCCAAAUAUCCAAAGACCCCACGUUAAAGGACCCCAUCGUCAAAGUCACGUAUACGCCCACACAGCCGAAUUUGACAAUCCGACGAAUCUUGGCUAUUAUUGACUCGUCUCAUGAGAACUUCAAAGCAAGCCUUUAUCAUCCCCCAUCUAUUGAAGAUCGCUCUCGGGCGAUGCAACUUCGCGAGAGACGCCGAUUCCUUUUCCGCCUUGCAUUUGUCCUGAUGGUCGCUAUACCAACGUUCAUAAUUGGAAUUGUCUUUAUGGACCUUGUCCCAUCGGACAAUCCUGCUCACCAGUACCUCUCACAGCCAAUAUUGGGAGGUUCUGUGUCUCGAAUGGAAUGGGCAAUGUUCUUUGCAACCACCCCUGUCAUGUUUUACGGCGCAGAUGUAUUCCAUAUCCGAGCCAUGAAGGAAGUGCAUGCCCUAUGGCGGCCAGGCAGUAAAGUGCCCAUCUUGCGUCGAUUCUACCGUUUCGGCAGUAUGAAUUUGUUGAUUUCGGCUGGGACAUCUGUGGCGUAUAUUGCAUCCCUCGGUGUGCUAAUAGCCGGUGCAACAACGAAAUCUUCUGAUGCUGCAGAUGUCACGACCUAUUUCGAUAGUGUCGUGUUCUUGACAUUGUUCAUCCUAGCUGGGCGCGCUCUGGAGGCUUAUAGCAAAUCCAAAGCCGGCGAUGCUGUCUCCGAUUUGGGCAAACUCCGACCAAGCGAAGCAUUAUUGGUUGAUCCCUCGUCAUCAACUGAGAGCGUUCAGAGAACCAAUGUUGACCUGCUCGAAUUCGGUGACGUAGUCAUCAUCCCUCACGGUGCAUCCCCUCCGGCAGAUGGUAUAGUCACGAGUUCCGGCGAUUAUCAAUUCGAUGAGAGCUCUCUAACCGGUGAAUCGCGACCCGUCUCAAAAUCAACGGGUGAUGAAAUCUAUUCUGGAUCCGUCAACGUUGGUCAACAGGUCUCCAUCAAAGUGACCGAAGUUGGAGGUGCUUCCAUGCUUGACAAAAUCGUCAGUGUUGUCCGAGAGGGACAGAGCAAGAGGGCGCCCAUGGAACGGAUCGCAGAUUUGAUUGUUGCAUAUUUCGUGCCUGUCAUCACACUAAUAGCCAUCCUAACUUUUAUCAUCUGGCUCGCACUUGGGCAAUCCGGAGCUCUUCCAUUAGGAUAUCUUGACACUACGCUCGGUGGCUGGACAUUCUGGAGCUUGCAGUUCGCCAUCGCGGUAUUUGUAGUGGCAUGUCCAUGUGGUUUGGCACUUGCCGCCCCGACGGCGCUCUUUGUCGGAGUUGGGCUUGCAGCGAAGCGUGGUAUUCUAGUCAGGGGAGGCGGAGAAGCUUUCCAAGAAGCUACACGACUCGAUGCGAUUGUAUUCGACAAGACCGGCACUUUAACUGAGGGCGGGAACCUCAGGGUGUCUGAGCAUGAAGUCUUGGACAAUUCAGACCCCCAAAAGGUUGCUAUUGCGUGGACGUUGGCUCGAGAACUGGAACAGACUAGUAACCAUCCUAUUGCCAAGGCGAUUGUUGAGUUUUGCAAGGAUAAACUGUCUGGCGAGUAUCAGAUUGGAGUCAAAUCAUCUGAUAUUCUGGAAAUCUCUGGACAAGGAAUGAAAGGCAAGUUCACAAUCUCAGUCAAUGGCGAGAAUGCGACAUACGAAGCUGUUAUUGGCAAUGAGCGACUUGCAAAGAGCGUUGCCACUACGACGGACUCGCAAUCCUAUUUCUUUGCAAAUGCUCUAUCCAAGUACCAGUCAUCCGGUCGUUCUACGGCAGUACUCCUCCUCCACAAGUUUCAAGCGUCGACAACAACCAGCCCAAAGGACAAAGAAACUGGAGCUAACACAAUCGACACUGAACCGUUCAUCCCUACGAUCAUCUUUGCAACAUCAGACCCCAUCCGCGCCGAAUCCGCUCAGGUUAUUGCCCAACUCCAAAAGCGCAAUAUAGCCGUAUACAUGUGCACCGGCGAUAACGAAAUGACCGCCUACGCCGUUGCGUCUACACUGGGCAUCCCACACACAAACGUCCUCGCAAACGUGAUGCCAGCGCAGAAAGCAGAAUACAUCCGCAAAAUCCAAUUCUCAUCACUAUCGUCUCUGGACGAUGGGAAUCAACAACCACAAGGCAAAGGCAGGAAAAUAGUCGCUUUCGUAGGUGACGGGACAAAUGAUUCACCGGCCCUCACUGCCGCGGACGUCAGUAUCGCAAUGUCUUCCGGCUCAGAUGUGGCUAUUUCUUCAUCUUCGUUUAUCCUUUUGAACUCGAAUCUCACCACCAUCUUCGAACUGGUUCAAUUAUCGCGCCGUGUCUUUAAUCGGAUAAAGUUGAAUUUCUUCUGGGCUGCGAUUUACAAUGUGAUCCUCGUCCCUGUUGCGGCCGGUGUAUUCUAUGCUAUUCCCGACGGGACGCACACUGUUACCGGCUCUGGUGGACAUGAUGUGCAGGUUAAUGGGCAUUGGAGACUCAGUCCUGUUUGGGCUUCUCUUGCGAUGGCUUUGAGUAGUGUUAGUGUUGUGACGAGUAGUUUGGCGUUGAGGAUUGAGUGGAGGGAUGUCAAGAGGUGGAUGAAGAAAUGUUUGGGACGGUCAUGAAUGAAGUAUGAGUUAUGACUUGUUUUUGCAAUCGCACGGGUAUCGAGCGUGAGGAUUGAUGUGUGUAGCUGGUUACUACACUUCACUGUUACAGAAGUCUGAUUGAAAUGGGCCCUAUAAUUCAUGUUCAUUUAGUAGUCACCCUAUCUCAACGAUACAACCCUAAUCACAAGCAAGAGGGGUAUAUAAUAAGGAUAUAUGAAUCGUACCAAUCAGAUACCAUCGCACGCUGAUUUAAAGCGAUUCG